This is a messenger RNA of Lottia gigantea (owl limpet), 1104 nucleotides long. RefSeq lists its product as hypothetical. Gene Ontology annotation, cellular component: membrane. Gene Ontology annotation, molecular function: N-acetylgalactosaminide beta-1,3-galactosyltransferase activity. The coding region runs from base 1 to 1104 and encodes 367 amino acids. The transcript is spliced from 6 exons. Lineage: Eukaryota; Metazoa; Mollusca; Gastropoda; Lottiidae. The record is from RefSeq and is a predicted model, not a curated record.
AUGAUAGAUUUCUUUUUGUUUAGCAGUCGAUGGUGUACAACAGAUGGUGUACAACAGAUAAUCAAUAUGAAGUCGAUUCACAUGUUGAUUAAUAUGAUGCCGUUGUCUCGAUUAGGAACAUUAUUAUCCAUGCUUACCAUCCUCUGGUUAACUAUCUGGAAAUAUAGUAGUAAUCGACAUGGUAGGAAAGCAUUAGCAAGUCUAACCAAAGAAAAUUUGAACUAUCGUUACGCUUCAGAUGACCAAUCACUUUUCAUUGAUGACAAAUUAGCUGUCAAGAUUUCCAAAAAGGUCAAAAUAUUGUGUUGGAUCACCACCCAGGAAUCGGCCAUGAAGACAAAAGUCAAAACUGUCAAUUCCACUUGGGCGAAACGCUGCGAUAAAAUGCUUUACGUUGUCACUGGUGAUACUACAAAAGAAACUAAAGACGGCGUCCUAAAAAUAAAUGUACCAGACGGACGCAAUCAUUUAACCGCCAAAACUGUUCAGGUGCUUAAGUACGUUCAUAAUCAUUAUUUGAAUAGAUUUGAUUGGUUUUUAAAAGCUGAUGACGACACUUUUAUUGUGGUGGAGAAUUUAAAAUUCCUUUUAUCCAAGUAUAACCCUAAGAAACCAAUAUAUCUCGGACAUUUAUUUAAGAAGUAUAGUAAGUAUGGAUAUAUGAGCGGUGGGGCUGGCUAUGUGUUAAGUAGAAAUGCGUUAGGUAUUUUGGUCAAGAAAGGAUACAAGAAAAAGAAUAAAUGCAAGGAGGAUGGUGGUGAUGAAGAUGUAGAAAUAGCUCAGUGUCUGCAGUAUUUAAAUAUAGUGGUCUAUAAUACUUUGGAUAGUUUUGGACGAGAAUCGUUCCAUCCGUUUGGUAUCUCUACGCAUAUUGUUGGUCCUGAACCAGCAGGCCUUACAGAAUGGGACAGAAACAAACCACAAAUAGGAAGGAAUUGUUGUAGUCAGUUAUUGAUAUCAUUCCAUUAUGUAAAACCGGAUAUGAUGUUGAUAAUAGAACAUCUGUUAUAUAGAACCAGUGUAUAUGGCAGGAAGGUUGAAGAAACCGGUUUACAGGAUUUGUUCGAAAUUGGACCGGUUCCACCACUAGACAAAUGGGACUAA